AUGAAAGCUACCAAUGGUUUGAGCAUUACCUCCCUUGACCCUUGGUUAAAACCUUUUGAACCUCGACUUCAAGAAAGGAAUUCUAAUUUUAAAAGUUGGGUUGACAAUAUAAACAAAAAUGAAGGAGGUUACGAUCCGUUCACAAGAGGUUAUGAAAAAUUUGGAAUAAAUGUUGAUAAAAAUGGAGACAUAAUUUAUCGAGAGUGGGCUCCCGGCGCCCAAUCUGCAAGUUUGAUUGAUAAUUGGGAUAGAAAAGCACAUCCAAUGAAAAAGGAUUCAUUUGGAGUAUGGGAAGUUAGAAUUCCCGCUAAUGAUGGAAAUCCCGUUAUUCCACACAAUUCUAAAGUAAAAAUAUCUAUGAUUACUUCAUCAGGAGAAUGUAUUGAUCGUCUUCCAGUUUGGAUCAAACGCGCAACUCAAGAUUUAUCCGUAAGUCAAGCAUAUGAUGCUGUUUUUUGGAAUCCUCCUGAGAAAUAUGUAUGGAAAAAUAAAGCUCCUCCAAAGCCUGACGGUUUAAGAAUUUAUGAGGCUCAUGUUGGCAUAUCGUCUAGUGAGAAACAUAUCGCCACCUAUGAUGAAUUCACGGAUAAUGUUUUAUCCCGUAUUAAAGAUCUAGGUUAUAAUGCUAUUCAAUUGAUGGCCGUUAUGGAACAUGCUUAUUAUGCUUCAUUCGGUUAUCAGGUAACAAGCUUUUUUGCUGUUUCUAGUCGUUAUGGCACUCCCGAACAAUUAAAAAGACUUAUUGAUACCGCUCACGGAAUGGGUAUCUCUAUAUUGUUAGACAUAGUUCAUUCUCAUGCAUGUAAAAAUGUUCUUGAUGGAUUGAACUUAUUUGAUGGAACGGAUUAUUGUUUUUUCCAUGAAGGGGAAAAAGGAAGACAUGAACUUUGGGAUAGUCGCCUAUUUAAUUAUGGUAAUUGGGAAGUACUUCGUUUUUUACUUUCAAAUCUUCGAUUCUAUAUCGAAGAAUACAAGUUUGACGGAUUUAGAUUUGAUGGUGUUACUAGUAUCAUGUAUAAACACCACGGUAUUGGAACAGGUUUUGCUGGUGGUUAUCCUGAAUACUUUGGUGAUUCUGUAGAUGAGGAAGGAUUAAUGUAUUUAAUGUUGGUUAAUAUCAUCACCAUCGCUGAAGAUGUUUCCGGAAUGCCUGGACUUUGUAUUCCUGUAUCUGAAGGUGGUAUUGGUUUUGAUUAUCGUCUCGGCAUGGCUAUUCCAGAUAUGUGGAUCAAAUUAUUAAAAGAAAAACGUGAUGAUGAUUGGAAUAUGGGAAAUAUUUGCUGGACCUUGACUAACCGUAGACACAAAGAAAAAACUAUUGCCUAUGCCGAAUCACAUGACCAAGCACUUGUUGGUGAUAAAACCAUCGCCUUUUGGCUCAUGGACAAAGAAAUGUAUACCGAAAUGUCAGAUACAAAACCACUUACACCUAUUAUCGAUCGAGGUUUAAUAACUCAUGGUCUUGGGGGAGAAGGCUAUUUAAACUUUGAAGGAAACGAAUUUGGACAUCCUGAAUGGUUAGAUUUUCCUCGAGAAGGAAAUAACAAUUCAUACCAUUACGCUAGACGUCAAUGGAAUGUUGUGGAUGAUCAAUUGUUAAGAUAUAAAUAUUUAAAUUAUUUUGAUAAGGCAAUGCAACAUUCUGAAGAAAAAUAUAAAUGGUUAAGCUCUCCACAGGCAUAUGUUUCUUUAAAACAUGAAGAACAUAAAUUGAUUGUUUUCGAACGUGCAAAUUUACUCUGGAUCUUCAACUUCCAUCCAACCAAUUCAUAUCCUGAUUAUAAGAUAGGAACAGAAUGGGCAGGAAAAUAUUCAAUUGUACUCAAUACUGACAAUCCCAAAUUCGGAGGUCAUAAUAGAAUUGAUGAGAGUCAAAGUUAUUUUUCACAACCACAGGGAUUGUAUGGAAGAAAGAAUACUCUUCAGAUUUACAUUCCUUGUCGAGUUGCACUCGUUUUGUCUUAUAAUAAUCAUUAA
This is a messenger RNA of Diversispora eburnea, 1977 nucleotides long. The record is from the annotation of a GenBank genome assembly. NCBI's taxonomy places the organism in Eukaryota, Fungi, Glomeromycota, Glomeromycetes, Diversisporales, Diversisporaceae.